This is a messenger RNA of Colletotrichum gloeosporioides, 1527 nucleotides long. RefSeq lists its product as uncharacterized. The coding region runs from base 1 to 1527 and encodes 508 amino acids. The transcript is spliced from 4 exons. The record is from RefSeq and is a predicted model, not a curated record. NCBI's taxonomy places the organism in Eukaryota, Fungi, Ascomycota, Sordariomycetes, Glomerellales, Glomerellaceae.
AUGCAGUUGACGCGCUUUGUUGUUUGGUGCGCCUCAGUCACAGCUGUCGCUGCGGCAGUGGAUUGGAGGAAUACCACUUGCACGGGCACCACUGUCGACGCAAAAGCCCUUCCCAAUGAAAGAUGGGCAGCAGCAGGUGCCACUGAGGCUUUACGUGAGGUCCUUGACGAGUGGAAGAAAUACAACUCCGGCCCAAAUGAGGUCAAAUUCGAAUUCAGCCAGUUUGUGUCUUGGUAUUUUGGCGGCCCGGAGCUGUGGAGGUGCUCUAAGUUACUAGAUGUGCCCUGUUCUACGUCGUUGACUUGCGAGGCAACCAAGUAUCCCGCUGGCCAUCUGAUUCUCAACUCCUUCUCCAAACUUCACCAACGCAAGUUUCAUCGAAGAUACUAUGAAGGUCUCGAUCAAGCACAGCUUGACAUUCAGUCUGAGAUGGAUCUCUUCGCUGAGAAAUUCUCAGUUCCUCCCAAGGAGAGCGACUCUACGGCUAGGAUGCAAAGAAUCAUGCUCAAUGUAAUCUAUGGAGUUGUAGGCAUCGCACAGUCCUACACAAACAAUAUUUUCGUCUACUCGACGAUGUUCCAAGGUUUCCUUACGCAAACCAUGCGUUCCCAGAUUACUACCACAAGUAGUUACACCAUUUUCACUGGCUGGGCGGUUGGCAAAGAUUAUCUUCUUCCUGGCGGCCAGCCCACACCUGCUUACGGCACAUUGUCUGCAACGAUGGGUGACGUGUUCGACGCCUGGAAGGCGGCUGAGAUAGAGUACCUCAAGACUAUCUUCACACCGCAAGAUAAUGACACCACGGAAUACAUCAUUGCGGCGCUUGACAAUGGGUUGAUGUCCGCCGCGCCCGAUGACAUUGAUUUCAGAGAAAUGUCGAAAGUGAUCAAGAAGCUGUUCUACCCCAACCUGAUGCUGGCCGCAUGGCAAAGUACACCUUCAGCUCGCAGGCCCUUCAUCUUGUGGGUCGCACACGUUUCCUCCCUGCGUCUUACCAUUGCUGACGAAAGUGACAGGAAAACAAACCUCCCCUGCAAGAUGGGCAAGGGUGAGAGAGAUGACGCUCUCUGGCCAUUUCUGCCCGCAGACGCCCAUGAGAGGGCUGCCGCAUGCUACAAUGGCGCGCUGUUCUACCUGCUCGAUAUUAGGAACGAGGGCGUUGAGUUGAGCAUAGGUCAGCCCUCCAUCAAGCCCAGCGAGAACAACCCUCUCACGGCUUUGUUCGGUACUGAUACCAUGGAUGGAAAGCAAUGGGGAGGUGUGACCAAGGAGGACAUUGUGGCUGCAGUCUACGGUGGGUGGCUUGAGGGUGGCCGAAUGAACAACAACUUCAGUCCUAACUACACCAACAUCCAGCCGAGUGAGGGGUCACCCUUGUGGUUUGGCAACGGCAUCAGGCUUCCAGGGUAUGUAAAAAUGCCUCUGUGCAACAACCUAUACACGAUUAUGGCCAACGUCGCUGUUGGUAAGCCGGAGAGCGACCCAUCGUGGCCUUGCGCCGCGCUGCCUGUCAUCAAGCCGUCAUAG